Messenger RNA from Manis javanica (Malayan pangolin), 4973 nucleotides. It is a transcript of the gene CACNG8, whose product is annotated as calcium voltage-gated channel auxiliary subunit gamma 8. The record is from RefSeq and is a predicted model, not a curated record. Gene Ontology annotation, molecular function: voltage-gated calcium channel activity; channel regulator activity. Gene Ontology annotation, cellular component: postsynaptic density membrane; AMPA glutamate receptor complex. Lineage: Eukaryota; Metazoa; Chordata; Mammalia; Pholidota; Manidae. Gene Ontology annotation, biological process: regulation of AMPA receptor activity; calcium ion transport; neurotransmitter receptor internalization.
CUGUGCCCCCCCCGCCGCCGGCACGGCCCCGCCCCCGCUGCCCCGGUGGUGGCCCCCGGCCCCCCGGCUGCCCGUGGUCAAACUGGAGUCGCUGAAGCGCUGGAACGAGGAGAGGGGCCUGUGGUGCGAGAAGGGCGUGCAGGUGCUGCUGACCACGGUGGGCGCCUUCGCCGCCUUCGGCCUCAUGACCAUCGCCAUCAGCACCGACUACUGGCUGUACACGCGCGCCUUCAUCUGCAACACCACCAACCUCACGGCCGGCGACGACGGGCCGCCGCCCCGCGCGGGCUCCUCCGAGAAGAAGGACCCCGGCGGCCUCACGCACUCGGGGCUCUGGCGCAUCUGCUGCCUGGAAGGGUUGAAAAGAGGCGUCUGCGUGAAGAUCAACCAUUUCCCAGAGGACACGGACUACGACCAUGACAGCGCGGAGUAUCUGCUCCGGGUGGUCCGGGCCUCCAGCAUCUUCCCCAUCCUCAGCGCCAUCCUGCUGCUGCUCGGGGGCGUGUGCGUGGCAGCCUCCCGGGUCUACAAGUCCAAGAGGAACAUCAUCCUGGGCGCGGGGAUCCUGUUCGUGGCAGCAGGCCUGAGCAACAUCAUCGGCGUGAUCGUGUACAUCUCAGCCAACGCGGGCGAGCCGGGCCCGAAGCGGGACGAGGAGAAGAAGAACCACUACUCGUACGGCUGGUCCUUCUACUUCGGCGGGCUGUCGUUCAUCCUGGCCGAGGUGAUCGGCGUGCUGGCCGUCAACAUCUACAUCGAGCGCAGCCGCGAGGCGCACUGCCAGUCUCGCUCGGACCUGCUCAAGGCCGGCGGGGGCGCGGGCGGCAGUGGCGGGAGCGGCCCCUCGGCCAUCCUCCGUCUGCCCAGUUACCGCUUCCGCUACCGCCGCCGCUCCCGCUCUAGCUCCCGCUCCAGCGAGCCGUCGCCGUCGCGGGACGCGUCCCCCGGCGGUGCCGGGGGCCCGGGCUUCGCCUCCACGGACAUCUCCAUGUACACGCUCAGCCGCGACCCGUCCAAGGGCAGCGUGGCCGCGGGGCUGGCGGGGGCUGGCGGCGGCGGCGGCGCGUACGGCGGCGCGGCGGGGAGCGCGGGCGGCGGCGGGGCGGGCGCCGAGCGGGACCGCGGGGGGGCGCCCGGCUUCCUCACGCUGCACAACGCCUUCCCCAAGGAGGCGGGCGGCGGCGUCACGGUCACAGUCACGGGGCCGCCCGCCGCGCCCGCGCCCGCGCCUCCAGCUCCCGCCGCGCCCGCUCCCGGGACCCUGGCCAAAGAGGCCGCCGCCUCCAACACCAACACGCUUAACAGGAAAACCACGCCGGUGUAGGCGCGGGCCGAGGGGUGUCCGGGCGCGUGCGCUGGCGCGCGUGCAACCAGGCCGCCGGGUGGGGCGCCCUCCCUCCCCGGAGCGCGCUGGAGACUGCAGGCCCCGCGCGCCCCGUCCGGCCCCGCCCUGCGAGGCGGGGACCCCAGGGCGGGGCACGCGCGGCAGGGAGGGGCCCUCGGGAGGAGCGCCGGGUUUUAUUUUGGGCGGGAGGUGGGAGGGGGGUGGGCUGUGGUGUUUUUUGCAGUUUUGAGAUGUUUUCUUUUUAAUGUUUUGCUGUGUGCAUGUGGUGGCGGGGCGGGGGGAGGGAGGGACCCCCAGCCCAGCCCAGCCCAGCUCCUGGAGAGGGGCCCAUGCACAGGAGCACAGUUACCACUGCGAACUAUCUGUGUGUCCUGCAUAAAGAGACGGACAGGAAAAGAGGAGGGGGACGCAGACAGGCAGAUGACAGGGGAUGGACGCGGGCAUUCAUUCAUUUUUUUCAUUCAUUAUUCCUCAAGGGCUUAUUAAGCGCCUGCUGUGCAUCAGGAAGGCGCCCAGAGAGGGAACAUAAACAGGCACAGAGAGUGACUCGUUUGUUCAUUACAGGCAAUUUAUUCGUGUACCUAAGGGCUAGGCAUUGUGCUGAACGCUGAGCUUGCCGAAGGGAGGAAGACAGACAGGGUCCUCCGCCGCCUCAGAGAGUUUAACCUCUGAUGCAGGAGACAGGCAUUUGCGGGAGAACUGUAAAAGGGCUUUGGUUACAGUUAGGACAUAGGGGAAAUCUAAAAUGCUACCUAAUGCAAACUCCAGGGAGGCUUAACCCAGUUUAAAAGGAAGGGAUGAUUUAUCUGAUACUGAAAGAAUGAUAAGAAACCAGCCAGCUGAAGCUGGGGGGACGUGUCCUAGCCAGGAAACAGCAUACGCAAAGGUCCUGGGGAGGAAGAGCUUCUAGAGAAGGCUAACCUGUGGUGAGCCAGCUGCAGAUGGAACAGAAACUGGAGAGGUAAGCAGGGCCAGACUGGCCAGGGACUUGUAGGUUAGGUCAGGAGCUUAGAUUUUAUUUUGAGGGCAGCGGGAAGCCAUGGAAUGACUUUAAACAGGAGAAUACAUGAAUGGUGUACUACGGAGUUGGCAGGGUGGGGCCGGAACUCACAACAGUGAGAGGCAGACACUCACUGGAAUUCAGCAUCAAACAAGCCCUGGCCCUUGAAACACAGUCGUGGGAGGAAGCAGAUAAUUCCACAAAUGCCAAAGCCCAGUGUGCAGGAUCAGCCCUGGGACCCACAGAUGUGUGUUUGACUCAUUAAUUCAACCACUCACUGGUUGACAUUUUUGCGCCUCUGCUAAGGUGCCAGGCAGUAUGUUAGAACCAGGAUCCCCUGAGGUGAGGCAGACUCCCUGCUCUCAAGGAGGUGUCAAGAACUGCCAUCCAGGCAGGGCGAUUGGGACCACGAUGGGCACCGUGGAUAGAGAACACAGGGCCCAAAUGUCAGGAGUGGGCAGUCCUCAGGGCAGUCUUCCCAGGGAAUCUCACACCCAGCCUGGGUUUCAAAUGGAUGAGUAGGAGUCUGCCAGGUGAGGAAGGGGGCAAGAAGGGCUUUGGGGGCAGAAGGACAACUCGAGCUAAAGCUGGGGGAGUGACAGCAUGCUGCAUUGGGACAGGGCUCAUAGAUCUGGGACACCGAAGGAUGGGGUUGGGGGCAGGCAGGGCCAGGGUUGAAGGUGCUGGAGUUCCAGGCUGAGGGCUUCGUGCUCUAUUCGAAGGGUAGCAGGAGGCACAGGAGUUGAAAGUGGGUUUCCCUUCCCUUGAUGAGCAGAUGUUCCCUGAGGUCUCCCACGGGAGAGGCCCAGUGCUCACGAGGCUGGGAGUGCGGAGUGGCUCAGAGCAUGCCCUGCCCUCAGGGGCUCCCAGGCUGGUGGGAAGAUGGACAUGGACUGGGAGAAGUGUGUGAUGGUGCCGUGCUGCCGGGGGCUCUGUCAGCCUUUCUGUUGAUAAUACGGGGCAGCAGAAGGGUGGAAUGGGGAGAUGGGGUCAGACGGGUAUUGGGGAUUUCUUUCUGGGGCCUGUGUAGCUGGACUAGAAAGGAGGGUAGGGACCAUGGGGACAGUUUCAGGGGGAGAGGCUGGAAAAUGUGGCGAAAGGAAUGCAAGCACGUAUCGGUGGAGUUGAAAGAGAGUUUGCUGGCAGACGGUUCUUUGGUGGAGAUGGGGGUAAACCUGGUUAGGGGGUGGUGGGUGCUAGGAAGCAAGGGCCAGCAGCAAGGAAGAGGUGGAAGAUGGGCCAAAGGGGGACCGGGAGUAGACGGAAAGGGGGGACGGGGGUAGAAAAGACCAAACCGAGGAGAGUCACAGAGACGCAGAGAAAGAGUGAAGGCCCCGGAAGGUGGUCCAGUGUGGAGAACAAAAGGGACCUCAGAGUCGCAGAAAAUACACAGAGAUGUGUCCAGAGGCAAUGUGAAGACUUUGAGGCAAGUGUAGCAGAUAAGAGUGACCCAUUGCUGGUUUGCUCAUUUGUUUUCAGUAUUCAGAAAUAUUGAGUGCCAGCCUGUUCUAGAGCCAGUCUAGGCCCAAGGAAUAUGGGGGUGAAGAUGGUCAAGGUCCUGCUCUCCCUCAAGGAGAGGCAGUAAGAACUUCAGUUACUGGGAAGUGCUUUCAAAGCUAAGCAGGCUGUGGUGGCAGGGACAGGCAGGGACAGGACGGGGUGCCUCUAGAAGACCUCACCGCAGGUAAUGUCUGAACAGAGACCCGGGCUGUGGGAAGGACGGGGCCAGGACAAGCGAUCUGGUACCAUAGGCAGCACCACAGCCCCGAGGAGUCGCAGGUCUGCGAGGACUCCCGUGGUGGGUGGACUAACGUGGUGAGCCACGGGGCCUGAGGACAGAAGUGUAGGCUGGGGCCUGGUUGCGUGGGGGCCUCGUGGCCUUGGGAAGAAAUUUGAAUUUUAUUCUAGACUCUGAGGGAAGACUGAGCACAGGGAGGACAUGAUUGUAUUACUGAACACAGCACGAACAGCAAACGGAACAUCUGUGCUGAGACAAGAUUUCAGAGUGAAAAGGCGAGUGAGGAGCUAGGGGACUGUUGUCCUGUCCCAUUGAGGCAGAUGGCAGCCUGGCCCAGGGUGCAGUCAGGGAGGAAGGGGAGUGAAUUGGGCAGAAGAGGGAGUGAGAAACCCAGGAAGCUUUUUCACUGGCCUUGCACCACUUGGGUGGGGGCUGCUGUGUAUCGCCCAGCAUGGGCCCUGGGGGAGGGGAUCAGGAUCUGGGUGGAAGAAACCCAGCCCCCUCCCCCACCCAUGGCACAUUGGGUUGCCUGAGAAAGCCAAGUUGGGCAUGGGAUAGCCAGUGGGAUGUGUGAGCCUGCAGCAGAGGCCAGGGCUGGAAAUGCCAGUUGUGGAAACAUCAGCAUAUAGGAGACAUUGAAAGCCGCAGGACCGGAUGAGGUGACCUAGAGGUUGGGUGCAGACAGAGGUGGUCCUGGGGACAGCCCUGGGAUAUGUGCAUCAGCAGGAGACGAUGUAGCCAGGAGCAACCGCGAGGUAGGUGGAGGCCAGAAGGAACGCCAGCUGUGCCAAAUACUGCCAAGGCCUGAGAAGCCAGGAGCAAAGUGAUGUUCGGUUUGAUGACGGGACCGCGAUAAGAGGUCAUUUCAGUGGUGAGGCCAGAUGGCUGCU